AUGCCGGAGGCGCCGUCCAGCCUGGGCGGGCCCCCGCAGGCGCUCCUCCUCGCCCUGACCGCCCGCCAGGUCGCCUCCAGCUGCCGGUCAUGGCCCGCGAAACCUGGGCGCCGCGCGCCGCGCGUUUCAAUGGCCCUCGCCCACUUCCCCACGGGAAGGGGCGUGGAGUACAGCGUGAGGCCCGCCCGCGGGCACGAGUUCUGGCCGGCCGCCGAUGUCCACUGCUCGGCAUUCUAUCCCGGGGAUUUCCUAGUGGGGCCCCUGCUGAGACUUGACCGCGUGAUGUCGAUCAUCACCGGCGAGCAGUUCGACUCCUCGGGGCGCGGCAGGUACGCCUGCCUGGUGGCGGUGGCCAAGGAGAGGGAGGGGGAGGAGGAGGUGGUGGUGGCGCGGCGGGGGCGGGACCGCAACUGGCUACUGGCGGCGCUGGCCUCGGCGUUCCCCGACGGCGUGCGUAACGGCAUGGGCGUCUCGCACGAGAGCCAGGGAGUGCUGGGGGUCGUGACUGUGGACACCCUUGGGCAGCACGUGCCCAGCGUGCCGCGCGUGGUGGACGGCAGGACGGUCUGGCAGAACAAGGAGGGCGUGGCGUACAUCAGCAACCUGGCCGUGUCGCCGGGCACCAGGCGGCAAGGCGUGGGGAAGGCGCUGGUGGUGGCCGCGGAGGAGGCAGCCCGGGGGUGGGGAUGCGAUAUAGCGGCCCUGCACUGCGACCCGUCCAACGCGGACGCAUUCGGCCUGUACUCGGGAUUCGGGUACAGGCGGCCAGACCAGGUGGAGGGCUGCGAGGAGCUCGCGGGGAGUGGCUCCAGGCGCACCUGCCAGCUGUUCGUGAGGCGGCUGGACCCCAAGGGCCUGUGGGGAGCCGCCGAGACGUCGAUCCGAGGCCGGUGUGUGGCAGCAUGA
Ostreobium quekettii is the source of this 906-nucleotide messenger RNA. The record is from the annotation of a GenBank genome assembly. Lineage: Eukaryota; Viridiplantae; Chlorophyta; Ulvophyceae; Bryopsidales; Ostreobiaceae.